ACUAACAACAAUAAUAAUUGUCAAAAUGACAUAUCUUGAAUGUUUUGUUCAUCUCUAGUUAAUAAAUUAAUUUUUUUACGUGCAACCAAGCAUAAGGAUUUCUCCAUUUUGUGUUCAUCUUAUGAAGUGUGUAUAUAGCUAAAAAUAUAAAUAAACAACCUUGUAGAAUAAAAAAAAAUAUAUUAAUAAAACAAAAACAACAAUAAAGAAAAAAGAAAAAAAAAAACACAGCAACUUGAUCGGAGCUGAAUAUUAUUAUACAAUUUUUAUUUUUAGGCAAAAAUAAUAAUUAAAUAAUGUUUUAUAAACAAAUAAACAAUUAAUAAAUAAACAACAGCAAUAAUAAUUAAAAUAACAACAACGUUAAUAAAAUUUUAAAGGUGCCUAAAUUUUUUUCCUACUGGUAUAAAAAAUCAUUAAAGUCACAGGUUAGCUGAAAUAAUCAACAGGCAAGAAAGAACCCAAAAAAAAAAAACAUUUGUUUUGUUUUUGUUUUUUGUUAAAAAAAAAAAGGAAUAAUUGUAUGAAUUAUUAAUGAAUGAAAAAAAAAAAAAGAUUGGUGAAUUAUUGAAAAAUAAGUAGUCCUGGUGAAUGGUGUUGCAGAUAGACUCGGUGUGGGGUUGGGCGUCACCCCCGCUGCGCCUUCAGCUAGCUGGGGGGAGCCGAGGAGCCUCGGGUAGCACUGCUGCCCAAGCAUCCUCAAAUACGAGGAUGGGUGAAAUGGUUGAACGAGCACCAUCACCGGCACGCUUAAGUCAUACAUCCGAGAAGCAUCCUCGUGCAACCCUCACUGAAUUAAAUGUACUGAGACGUCAUCGUGAACUUUGUGAUGUUGUACUUAAUGUUGGAACAAGAAAAAUAUUUGCACAUCGUGUUAUUCUAUCAGCAUGUAGUCCAUAUUUUAGAGCAAUGUUUACUGGUGAACUUGCUGAAUCACGUCAAACAGAAGUUACAAUACGUGAUAUUGAUGAAAUAGCAAUGGAACUGUUGAUUGAUUUUUGUUAUACAUCACAUAUUAUUGUUGAAGAAGCUAAUGUACAAACAUUAUUACCAGCUGCAUGUUUACUACAACUUGCUGAAAUACAAGAUAUAUGCUGUGAAUUUUUAAAACGCCAACUUGAUCCAUCAAAUUGUUUGGGUAUACGUGCAUUUGCUGAUACACAUUCAUGUCGUGAAUUAUUACGUAUUGCUGAUAAAUUUACACAACAUAAUUUUCAAGAAGUUAUGGAAAGUGAAGAAUUUUUAUUAUUACCAGUUGGACAACUUGUUGAUAUAAUAUCAUCUGAUGAAUUAAAUGUUAGAACAGAAGAACAGGUGUUUAGUUCAGUUAUGAAUUGGGUUAAAUAUAAUGUUAGUGAAAGACGUCAAAAUUUAUCACAAGUAUUACAACAUGUACGUUUGCCAUUAUUAUCACCAAAAUUUUUAGUUGGUACUGUUGGUUCUGAUUUACUUGUUAGAUCAGAUGAUGCAUGUCGUGAUUUAGUUGAUGAAGCUAAAAAUUAUUUAUUGCUACCUCAAGAAAGACCAUUAAUGCAAGGACCAAGAACAAGACCACGUAAACCAACAAGAAGAGGUGAAGUAUUAUUUGCUGUUGGUGGUUGGUGUUCUGGUGAUGCAAUAGCAUCUGUUGAACGUUUUGAUCCAAAUACGGCUGAUUGGAAAAUGGUUGCACCAAUGAGUAAAAGAAGAUGUGGUGUUGGUGUUGCUGUAUUAAAUGAUUUAUUAUAUGCUGUUGGUGGACAUGAUGGACAAAGUUAUUUAAAUAGUAUUGAAAGAUAUGAUCCACAAACAAAUCAAUGGUCAUGUGAUGUUGCACCAACAACAUCAUGUCGUACAAGUGUUGGUGUUGCUGUACUUGAUGGUUUUUUAUAUGCUGUUGGUGGACAAGAUGGUGUACAGUGUUUAAAUCAUGUUGAAAGAUAUGAUCCAAAAGAGAAUAAAUGGUCAAAAGUAUCACCAAUGACAACAAGAAGACUUGGUGUUGCUGUUGCUGUACUUGGUGGUUAUUUAUAUGCUAUUGGUGGUUCUGAUGGACAAUCACCAUUAAAUACAGUUGAAAGAUAUGAUCCAAGACAAAAUAAAUGGUCACAAGUAUCACCAAUGUCAACAAGAAGAAAACAUUUAGGCUGUGCUGUAUUUAAUAAUCUUAUUUAUGCUGUUGGUGGUAGAGAUGAUUGUAUGGAAUUAUCAAGUGCUGAGCGUUACAAUCCACAUACAAAUACAUGGAGUCCAAUUGUUGCAAUGACAUCAAGAAGAAGUGGGGUUGGUCUUGCUGUUGUUAAUGGACAAUUAUAUGCUGUUGGUGGUUUUGAUGGUACUGCAUAUUUAAAAACAAUUGAAGUUUAUGAUCCUGAACAAAAUCAAUGGAGAUUAUGUGGUUGUAUGAAUUAUAGAAGACUUGGUGGUGGUGUUGGUGUAAUGAGGGCACCACAAACUGAAAACUAUAUUUGGUAGCUCAGGCCCCCCUCUUCAGCUUCAGCUGCAUUAACAUUAUUAACAACAACACCUGCUGUUACACCAGUAACACCAGUUACACCACCUUCACCACCACCAUUACCAAUAUCUGGUCAUAAUUCUGUAUCAAAUAAUACCAGAAAAAGAUAUCGACGCUCUAUGAGCAUUAUAUGAUAAAUUUUAUUUAUUUAUUUUUAUUAAUAUUGUUAAUUUUUAGUUGACGAAUCUCUAGCUAAUGAAUUUAUAUUUUUUUUUUUUUUUAAAUCGUAAUUAGCAUUUAUUUCACUGCCAACUUUUUUAUUGUUAUUUUUUUUUUAAUUUAAAGGUCAUUUUGACAAGUAGCUUCUUGUCAUUUUGUAUUAAUUACAAGUUGGUUUAUUAUUUUUUAAAUUCAGUCUUAAAAUAAUUUAAGUAACAAACGAAAAUUAUGAAAAAAAAAUAGUUAAACUUUGUCAUUUACAUUUAUUAAAUUAAAAAACAAUAGCUUUUUUUUUUUCACUAAUUAGUUGAUAGUUUUUUUUAAAAGUUUCUUUCGAAAUAAAAUAAUUAUCGAGUUUUCCAUAAUUAAUUAGACUUGAAUAUGAAAAAAAUUAAUUUUUUCAAAAGUGAAAUCUGCUACCAGUGUAAAAAAUUAUAUUGCGAAACCAAAUAAAAAUUUAAAUAAAUGAUUAUUUUAUUAAUAAAAAUACGCCAAAAAGUAACUUUUUUUUUUUUUAAUAUUGCAUUAAAUUAUUGAUUAUGAAAAAUGUAAAUUAAUGUUUGUUUGCUUUUGCUGUCAGUAGAUAAAAUAAAUUGAAAAUUUAAUUUAAAAAAAUACAAAUAAAAAAGUUAUUUAACUUAAAAAAUGAUUACACUGUGGAAAGUACAUGAAAAUAAAAGAAAAAUAAUAAAUUAUUUAAUAAAUAAACUAAAUUAAUUUAUCAAUUUUUUUUUUUCUAUAAAUAAUGUAAAAUUUUAAAUAUCAAAUUGGCAAAUUCAAAGCCACACAAAUCGUCACAAUUUAAACUAAAUAAUAACAAAAAAAAAAAUUUAUUUAUAUAAAAAAAUUAUUAACUUAUUAUUUAUUAAUUCUUCCAUUAUUAUUUUUUAAAAAUUAUUAUUAUUUAAUAUUGAUAAUAAAUAAUUUUGAAUGAUGAGAAAAUUUGUGUGCUUCUUGAUGAAAUAUUUACUAUUUUUCGUCGCUAAUUAACAGCUAAUAAUUAAUAAUAGAUAAAUAAUUAUUUUUAUUUUUAUUUUUUGUUUAAAUAAAAGAUUAUUUUUAAUUAUGUAUGUAUAUACGUAAAUUGAUUGGAGUCAUGUGAAUAAAUGAAAAACAAAAAAAAAAUGUUAAAAAGAAGGAAAAAAUAAUAUAUUGUUAAAUUAAAAAAAA
Aphidius gifuensis is the source of this 3823-nucleotide messenger RNA. Its product is annotated as kelch-like protein diablo. Bases 592 to 2454 code for a protein of 620 amino acids. Gene Ontology annotation, molecular function: protein binding. NCBI's taxonomy places the organism in Eukaryota, Metazoa, Arthropoda, Insecta, Hymenoptera, Braconidae. The record is from RefSeq and is a predicted model, not a curated record. The transcript has 4 exons.